Molecule: messenger RNA, 1356 nt
Organism: Micropterus salmoides (largemouth bass)
Lineage: Eukaryota; Metazoa; Chordata; Actinopteri; Centrarchiformes; Centrarchidae
Gene: tbata
Product: thymus, brain and testes associated
Exons: 9
Coding region: 100-1083 (327 amino acids)
Source: RefSeq, a predicted model, not a curated record
AGCAACAUGAGCAACACAGAGCAUUGUGUACCAAAGGUUUUCAGCUGGAGGCUGUUUUCAGAGUCCUGAUUUAAAAAACUCCAGCUGUCAUACCAAGAUAUGUCAAUAGCACAGGAUCCAGACUCCCCGGGGACAACGGGAGAAAAGAGCCGCAGUCAAACUAAUCUGGUGCCAUUCACCACUGAAUUUACUAAGAUGGUGACGACAAGCAGUCCGCGCUUUGGUGCCUUGAGUCAUCACUCAUUCUUCUCCCGACACAACCCUCAUCCACACAGGGUGCGGCAUAUUCAAGGACUCAAUGGGAGGCCCGUUUGCAUGGUGAGAGAUGACUGGUUUGUCACCUCAUCAUUAUUUCCUCAUCCACUUCUCAAGAGCCACGUUCUCAGGAAAGCAACAUAUCCUUCUUUUGCUUUUCCACUUGCUCAGAAUCUUUAUGGAGCCAGUAGCAACAAAAAUAAAUCAGCACUAUUUUCGGAAGCCUGGAGAGAUGAACUCAAAGAACUUGUUACAAAAGUCAGUGUGUCGUCUCAAGAACAAAAGGACAAAAAAGAGGACAACCCUGAGGAAGAAUUUGUCCGCCGAAAGACCCAAUAUUCAGCUGAAACUGGGAGGAUUAUCCCUCCAGCCACUAAGUCUUACCAACGCAGAUCCCAUUCCCAGCGCCAGGCGUAUCCCCAGCCCUUCCAUGAUCAAGAACUUAUGGUGUUGGAGCUACUUUGUCAGAUCUUACAGACAGAUUCCCUGUCCACCGUCCAGCAGUGGCUUCUGCUUGCAGGUCAAAGAGAGAAAGACCUGGUGAUGGGAAUGAUCAAACAAGCACUGGAUGGGGUCUACCUCUCAGGCCAUCAUCAGCAGAACCUCCAGGAGCUCCAAGCUUUUCAUCCUGGUACAUCUCCACCGGUAUAUGGUCCAUCAUUUGACCAGUCAUGGAGAAAACCACAGAGAAUGAGCUCAUACGGAGUAAACCGAGCUUUCAGCGGCGACAAACCAGAGAGGAUUGGAGAUGCAGAGGUCCUUGAAAUCCACCCAGGAGCUCAGAAUGAUCUUCAAGAUAAUCUACCUCAGCACACAGAGAGUGUAUAGAGCUCCCUGCUUUUCAUCAUGGCGAUAACUGUAUUAUUAUUAUGAGAAUUGAUUGACUCCCUUGUUUAUUGUCCCAUGAUAUAUCACAAGUCUUCUUUAGCAUAUUUCCUUUGUAGAUGUUUCUUAGAAACACAAUCCAAUUUAGAGAGGAAUUCUCAAGAUUGAAUUUAUUGAAAUUAGUGUGGGUGAUUUCACAUAAUUGCGUAUCACUUGUCUGAAGGAUCAUGUUUUGAAACAUGUUUGCAGGAAAAUAAAACUUAAAUCAUUGAUGGA